This is a messenger RNA of Cherax quadricarinatus, 408 nucleotides long. NCBI's taxonomy places the organism in Eukaryota, Metazoa, Arthropoda, Malacostraca, Decapoda, Parastacidae. The record is from RefSeq and is a predicted model, not a curated record.
AUGGGUGAUAAUGAGAGUGGAGAACCGGCAGGUCUGAUGUCAGGUGCAUCUUCUGGACAACUACAUCUAAAUACCAUAGUUUCUUUAUGGUAUUCACCUCUUAUUUCAGGCCCAUUCUGGAUUUGCACAACUCUGGCCUUUACUACAGCCAUUACUGGUAACCUUGCAAAUUAUUUGGCUGCUUCACCAGCAGAGACAUAUAUCUGGAGAUAUGAGUUUCGUAAAGUUACAUUAGCUGCUUCUGCUAUAUUUGCAUAUGCUUGGUUGAUACCAAUUGCUGUAUGGGGUCUGCUGGUGUGGCGAGGAUCACGGGCAAAGAUAUCACUUCUUGAACUGCUUUGUAUCUAUGGCUACUCUCUUGCCAUCUUCAUACCAGUAUCGGUAAGUGCCUGAAGAUAUCGUAUUUGA